Sceloporus undulatus (fence lizard) is the source of this 6233-nucleotide messenger RNA. RefSeq names its product mannosidase alpha class 2A member 1 (gene MAN2A1). Gene Ontology annotation, biological process: N-glycan processing; mannose metabolic process; protein deglycosylation. Bases 395 to 3853 code for a protein of 1152 amino acids. The transcript has 22 exons. Gene Ontology annotation, cellular component: Golgi membrane. Gene Ontology annotation, molecular function: alpha-mannosidase activity; carbohydrate binding. Lineage: Eukaryota; Metazoa; Chordata; Lepidosauria; Squamata; Phrynosomatidae. The record is from RefSeq and is a predicted model, not a curated record.
UCCUCUUCCUCCUCUUUCGCGUGUGAGAGGGAGAGCGGGAGCUGCCUCUUCUGUCUCCACAGGAGUCUCCCUUUUAAGGGGAAGGAAGGGAGCCGAGGAAGAGGGCGGAGAAGAAGAGGCCGAAGCGGCGGCGGCUCCUCUUCCUUCCUUCCUUCCGAAGAAACUCUCCCGGCCCUCGCUCUCCUCGCCCUCCCGGCCAUUAACGGCGUCCCUGGGCUCCUCCUGAGCCAGUCCCGGCCCCGCUCCCAGGGGGACUUGGGCCCCUUCCGCCUCGACCGAGCGGCGGCGGGGUCGGGACUCCGGGGAAGCAGCCGAGGAGGCAGAAGUUUCGUUGGGAGCCUCGGAGAUUCCCCCUCCUCCUCCUCCUCCUCCUUCUCUCCUCCGGGUCUCUGCCAUGAAGCUGAGCCGGCAGUUCACGGUCUUCGGGAGCGCGAUCUUCUGCGUGGUGGUCUUCUCCCUCUACCUGAUGCUCGACCGCGGGCACCUCGAGCACCCCAAGAGCCGCCGCAGGGAGGGCUCCUUCCCCCAGGGUCAGCUUUCAAUACUGCAAGAGAAAAUAGACCACUUAGAGCGCUUAUUAGCAGAAAAUAAUGAAAUAAUUUCAAACAUAAGAGAUUCUGUUAUCAACCUGAGUGAAUCUGUCAAAGAUGGACAACGUACUCCAGAAAUUAUAAACUUUAGUCAAGGAAACUUCUCAGAGCUAUCACCUCUUGCCACUAUGUACCUGUCACUUGAUCCUGAAGAUUGCCAGUUUGCUUCAAAACGUGGAAGCCAAGCUUCAGAUGUACAAAUGCUUGAAGUCUACAACAUUCUCCCUUUUGAUAAUCCAGAUGGUGGAGUUUGGAAGCAAGGAUUUGAUAUCACCUAUGACGAACAUGAAUGGGAUAGUGAGCCUCUACAAGUGUUUGUUGUGCCUCAUUCACACAAUGAUCCAGGUUGGCUGAAGACAUUUGAUGACUACUUCAGAGAUCAGACCCAGCAUAUUCUCAAUAACAUGGUUAUAAAACUGCAAGAAGAUAAGGGGAGGAAAUUCAUGUGGUCCGAAAUUUCAUAUUUUUCAAAGUGGUGGGAUGGAAUAGAUAGUCAAAAAAAGGAUGCUGUGAAAAGAUUAAUUGAAGAUGGCCAGUUUGAAAUCGUAACUGGGGGAUGGGUCAUGCCUGAUGAAGCUUCACCUCAUUAUUUUUCUUUAAUUGAUCAGCUGAUAGAAGGACACCAGUGGCUAGAGAAGGCCCUAGGAGUAAAACCAAAAUCCGGCUGGGCAGUUGAUCCCUUUGGGCAUUCACCAACCAUGGCUUAUCUUUUGAAAUGCUCUGGAUUUUCCAAUAUGCUUAUACAGAGAGUUCAUUAUUCAGUUAAAAAGCAUCUUGCAAUGCAGAAAUCACUAGAAUUUUUUUGGAGGCAGAAUUGGGAUUUGGGAUCUAAUACGGAUAUUCUCUGCCACAUGAUGCCUUUUUAUAGCUAUGAUGUUCCUCACACUUGUGGACCAGAUCCCAAAAUUUGUUGCCAGUUUGAUUUUAAACGCCUUCCUGGAGGAAGAGUCAGUUGUCCCUGGAGAGUUCCUCCUGAAGCCAUUCAUUCAGGAAACAUCCAGCACAGGGCAUGGAUGAUUUUAGAUCAGUACAGAAAAAAGUCAAAGCUUUUCCGUACCAAAGUUUUGUUGGCACCAUUAGGAGAUGAUUUUCGCUACAGUGAGAGUUCAGAAUGGGACCAGCAGUAUCAAAAUUAUCAGAAGCUUUUUGAUUACUUGAAUUCUCAUCCUGAAUACCAUGUUAAGGCACAGUUUGGGACAUUGUCCGAUUAUUUUGAGGCCCUCCGAAAAGCCAGUAAUUUGGAUGAAAAAAACAGUAAUUCAGUGUUCCCUGUUCUGAGUGGAGAUUUCUUCACAUAUGCAGACAGAGAUCAUCAUUACUGGAGUGGGUAUUUUACAUCUCGACCCUUCUACAAACGCCUAGAUAGGACCUUAGAAUCGUAUUUAAGGACUGCAGAAAUACUUUAUUCUUUAGCUCUGGUACAGUCUAAGAAAACUGAGAAAACAAAAGCAUUUCCUUCAGCAGAUCACUUCAUUUUACUAAUAGAGGCUAGAAGAAACCUGGGACUUUUCCAACAUCAUGAUGCUAUUACAGGAACAUCUAAAGACUGGGUAGUUGUGGAUUAUGGGACUAGGCUUUUCCAUUCUUUAAUGAACUUGAAGAAAAUCAUCACUGAUUCUGCUCACAUUCUUAUUCUAAAGGACCAAGAAAUGUACAAUUAUAAUCCAUCAACACCAUUCCUUACAAUGGAUGAUUAUCAGUCUUCACAAGAUUCUUUGCCACACAAGACUGUCAUACAACUGAGUAGCCAGCCAAGGUACCUUUUGAUUUAUAAUCCUACAGAACAAGACCAUUCGUCAGUGGUUUCAGUCUAUGUGAACACACCCAGAGUUAAAGUCCUGUCUCCUUCUGGAAGACCUGUUGUGGUUCAACUUAGUGCAGUGUGGGAUGGAACUGCUAAAAUAUCAUAUGAUGCAUUUCAGAUCUCUUUCUUGGCUCAUAUACCACCUUUAGGUUUUGGAGUUUAUCAGCUUCUUGAGGGACAAGGUUCAGAAACUGUAUUGGCUGAUUAUAAUCUCUAUCAUAAUGAUAAAGCUAAAGCAAUCAAGCCAUACAGAAUUUUCAAUGUUAAAGAGAUACAGAAUGCUUUGGAUGAGAUCAUGUUAGAAAACACUUACAUGAAAAUCUGGUUCUCUGGCAAUUCUGGACUAAUUGAGAAAGUAAACACGAAGGAAGACAAUAAAAAUCAUCGUGUGAAGUUGGAGUUUGUUUGGUAUGGAACUGCAAGUAACAGAGAUAAGAGCGGAGCUUAUCUCUUCUUACCAGAUGGAGAUGCCAAGCCUUAUGUUUUUUCUGAUCCACCUAUCAUAAGAGUUACUCAUGGCAGAAUUUUUUCUGAAGUUACUACUUUUUUCCAUCAUUUGACUCACACAGUACGACUUUACAAAGUUCAUGGGCUAGAAGGCCAGUCUCCUGAGAUAACCAAUAUAGUAGACAUCAGAGGAGAAUAUAACCGUGAGAUUGCAAUGAGAAUUUCAUCUGAUAUAGAGAGCCAUAACAGAUUUUACAGUGACCUCAAUGGAUACCAGAUUCAGCCUAGGCAGACAAUGAAUAAAUUGCCUCUUCAAGCAAAUUUUUAUCCAAUGACCACAAUGGCUUAUGUUCAGGAUGACAAAAUUCGCUUAACUCUUCAUUCAGCUCAAUCUCUUGGGGUUGCAAGUUUAAAAAGUGGCCAAUUAGAGGUCAUCAUGGAUCGUCGACUUAUGCAGGAUGACAACCGAGGUUUAGGACAAGGUGUGCAAGAUAACAAAAUCACAGCUAAUCUGUUCCGACUUCUGUUGGAGAAAAGAAAUGGAGUAGAUAUGAAAGAAGAAAAGUUAUCAAUCAGCUAUCCUUCUCUCCUUAGUCACAUAACAUCAUCUUUCAUAAACCACCCAAUGAUUCUGAUGGUUACCUAUGCAGACUCUGGUGUCCCAUCCCUCUUGAAUACUUUUUCUCCUCUAAUUGCACCCAUGCCCUGCGACAUGCACAUUGUUAACUUAAGAACAAUACAGUUGAAGGCUGAUUCAGGUCCAUCAGAUGAAGCAGCCCUCAUUGUUCACAGGAAAGGAUUUGACUGCAGGUUUGCAAACAUGGACCUGGGGCUCCUCUGUUCCACAACUCAGGGAAAGCUAAAAAUGCACAAACUCUUUAACAAGUUUCAUGUGGAAAGUCUUACACCAACAUCCUUAACAUUGAUGCAUUCACCUCCAGAUGCCAGAAAUAUGAGUGAGAUCAGCAUGAAUCCUAUGGAGAUAAACACAUACAGAAUUCAGCUGAGAUGAAAUCUGGUUUUUGAACUUGGUUACUACAGAGGAGUCUUCAACUUUUUGUCUUCUGAAAUACUGGUGUGCAAUAAGAAGCACAUUUUUUAAAUUUCAGGUUUUGGAUAUUGUGACAAUACAUUCAUUCUAGAAUUUUUUUGAUCUCCAGUGUCAUAAAAAGCCAUGAUGCAACCAACUUUUCCUACGCUGUCAUAAGACAUGCCACUAUCAGUAUAAUUAAAUACAAGUGGAGGUGGAGGGAGAAACAAACAAUAUUACUUCUCAUCAACAAAGUGAAUCUCAGGUUAAAUAUUAGUUUAAGGCUUCUACAUUUAUGAUUUUGUGUUGGAAAUGGAGAGAACAUUGAUUUUAAAUUGUUUUUUUGAUCUGUAGGUAGCUUUUAAAUAAUGAUAUAUCAUUGAAAUCCCAGAUACAGCUUGGAAUUGAACCUGAAUAUGCUCUGGCAAAGCUAUUGGCCAAAUACUUAAGACUUCUAUAAAUGACAGUUUCAUUUUAUUCCACCUGGAGUCUGCAUUUAUCCCACUCUAGAAGCAGAGUGAAAUUCAAGAGCCUCUUAGAAGUGUGGAAGAUCUGGAAAUGCAGAACUUACAUCCUGGAAUUUUGAAUUCACCUUCCUUUAAAAAUAUAAAAAAACAAACAACACAACCUUCUGUUUUGCUACUUGAUACUUUGGGAUAUGUGCAAUUACUCCCAUUAUAUAGAGUAAGGAAAUUCAAGUUAUAAUUUCAUGAAUACAAGUUUGUUUUUUUUACAGAACAUUUGGAUACUAAUGUGCUCUAAGAUGUUUUUUCUAUUUCAAUAUUACCAUAUGAAAAUAAAUGUGCCUUAUUUUUUUUAUAUAUGUCUUGUUACUCUUUGUCCACACAGUGUUCUUUGGGGGUUGGGGCGGGAGGGCAGAAGUAAUACAUUCAAACAUGUUUUGACAGUGAUGGCCACACUCUGAUCUUCACCAAAUGUGCGCUGAUGGUGUUUUGAAUGCUUUGACUAUUUGAAUGUAGUGAAAUGAUGUCAUAAAGCAGAACAAUGGAACAAUAAAGAAUACUGUACAAUCCAUCAGCUAUUGGUUAAAAUGUAACAUACACAGAAUUAUGAAGGCAUGCAAAAAGCUGCCUUGCCAUGUGUAUUGUAACAAGCAGUACCUUGAAAAUCAUGUGCCUCUAUUUUUAAAAUAGUGUCCAUGCUUAUGUUGCUAAUAUUUGUUACUAGGGAGAAAUAGCUUCCUCAAAGUUACACUUUUUCUGUAUCAAGUAUUUUGCAUUGAGUUCUGGGCAUCAAGUGGGUUUAAGACUGGUGGGGCACUUUUGGUCCUCCAGAUGUUUUGGACUUUUUCCGUUCUUUUCAAUUUGUCUGUGUGGGGCUGAUGAGAGAUGUAGGCCAAAGCACCCGGAGGAUCAAAGGUUCCCAAGCCCUGAUCUAAAAAUUCUACUCCCCUAAAUAAAAUUGUUUACAAUUUCAAGUUAAGGUUGUAAUCAUAUAAACACUUACUUAGGAGUAAGUCCUAUUGAACUCAGUGGAACUUUUUCUGUAUAGAGCUGUAUAGGAUCACACUAAGUGGAAGUUUAUUAUAAUUGCAUUUCCUUUAACUCUGGCCAUUUUUUUUCUCUUCAGAAAUGAUUUCCUUGAAAAUGAAUAAACAUUCUAAUAAGUCAGAAAUUGCUUUUUUUGCUCAUGCAUUUUUGUACUAUAUGUAUCUGAUCUGUGCCAAAAUUUUUACUAAGGACGUUUAGCAGCACUUCCAGUCUUAACAUUAAAAUAAGCUUUAUAAUUUUGCAAAUGUUGGGAACUCACUUUUUAGAGUCCAUUACAUUGUUGCCCUACAUCAAUUUUUGUAUUAGCAGAAUUUCUUGUGAUUUUGUUGAAAAUUGGUAAAUACAUUGUUUGGGAAUUAUAAGAAUUUGUAAAUGAAUAAUUUUAUGCAAUAAAUAUAAAAUUUUGAAUACUUUUUUUGUUUAGGUGAAAAAUCUGAGCAGAAUGUUCCUGUAACUACUUUUUCAAAAAAUUUAUGGUGUCCAUAGUAUGAUAAAUCUUUGCCAGAAACCUCUGAUUGUUCUUUCAAAACUUCUGAAUAAUAAAAAAAUGAUGCAAUAAAUGACAGUGUUAUUUGUAGAACAUGUUUCCAAAGGAUGUUUCAUAUUGUUAGACCUGCAGCCCAGUCUUAAACCUGUUUACUCAGAAGUCCUCCUCUCAACAGGAUGUAAUUCCUAGUAUGCAAGUUUAGGACUGCCCACUUCCUUUAUUUUUUUGAAACUUUGUCAUCUGUAGAAUCAUGCUUGAAUAUUCCUUAACCAACAUUUGCUUUAAUUUAAAGUUGAUUUUCAGGGGAAAUGCCUUUUGUGAUAAUGGUAAUUAAUUGAAUAAAUUCUUUAGUUUUCAAAAUUUA